Molecule: messenger RNA, 816 nt
Organism: Esox lucius (northern pike)
Lineage: Eukaryota; Metazoa; Chordata; Actinopteri; Esociformes; Esocidae
Gene: helt
Product: helt bHLH transcription factor
Exons: 4
Coding region: 64-777 (237 amino acids)
Biological process (GO): regulation of transcription by RNA polymerase II; regulation of neurogenesis; anterior/posterior pattern specification
Cellular component (GO): nucleus
Molecular function (GO): protein dimerization activity; DNA-binding transcription factor activity, RNA polymerase II-specific; RNA polymerase II cis-regulatory region sequence-specific DNA binding
Source: RefSeq, a predicted model, not a curated record
CAUAUCCAAACUGGCUCCCGGCACAACUAUUUUGAAUAAGAAGUUUAUCAGCACUGUCAAAGGAUGGCAUCCAAGAUGAAGGACCGCAAGAGAACUCCCAUCUCCCAUAAAGUGAUAGAAAAAAGAAGGAGAGACCGUAUUAACCGCUGCCUAAACGAAUUGGGGAAAACUGUGCCAAUGGCUCUUGCGAAACAGAACUCGGGAAAGCUGGAGAAGGCCGAGAUUCUGGAGAUGACAGUUCAGUAUCUACGUGCGCUACACUCCGCGGACUUCCCCCGGGGCAGAGAAAAAGGUGAGCUACUAGCGGAAUUUGCCAACUAUUUCCACUACGGUUACCAUGAGUGCAUGAAAAAUCUGGUGCACUACUUGACCACCGAGGAAAGGGUCGAGACCAAAGACAUCAAGUACGCAAGGAUCCUGGCCUUUCUCCAGUCCAAGUCUCGGUUUAUCACAGAGCCGGUGUUCGGCUCCUUGGGUGCGUUGCCUGACCCCACAGACUAUCUGUGCCAAUUGCACUCCUCACCGGAAUCUCACCAGAGUCACAGUCCCAGCGACUCCGUGUUUCAGCAGAGCCCACCUGGACACUUCUCGUGGCACAGUACGGCGCGCAGCCCAACCAUCACGUAUCCAACCGUGCCGCUUUCCGCGCCAACGCAACAACACCACGGUGGCUACCUAUCACCAGUUCAAGGACUUGACCAUCACUAUUUCAACUUUUUUAACGGCCACACGCACGCGAAUGCGUUCAGUUUGCACAGUGCGCAACAUGCGUUGUAAAUAGAAACCAGCUGCCAUUUUGUUUUGUCUUUAUUUAUA